Siniperca chuatsi (mandarin fish) is the source of this 1530-nucleotide messenger RNA. RefSeq lists its product as uncharacterized. Gene Ontology annotation, cellular component: protein-containing complex. Gene Ontology annotation, biological process: proteolysis. The coding region runs from base 495 to 1274 and encodes 259 amino acids. The transcript has 2 exons. Gene Ontology annotation, molecular function: caspase binding; cysteine-type endopeptidase activity. The record is from RefSeq and is a predicted model, not a curated record. Lineage: Eukaryota; Metazoa; Chordata; Actinopteri; Centrarchiformes; Sinipercidae.
CCUGAAAAGUAUGCAUAUAUGUUGCAGAAAAGGGUGGCUCGGUGCUUGUUAGUGAUGUGCAAAAGCAGCUGUGUUCUAUGAUGUCAUGGCCAGGCCCUGCUCGUGAAGAAAACAUUGUGGAUGAUAUUUUGCCAUGGGCACAGUAAGAAAAAGUGUAUUUCUCUUCUUUUCAGCACCCCUGGUCAGUUAGUCUAUGAUUCUAAGAUAUCUUAUUUUAUAGCUUAUGACAUAGUGAAGAUAAAUAUCAAUACUUCACCCCAGCAUGCUAGCCUUCAGCCUGCUUCCCAAUCAGCCAGCUCCCAGCAUCCUAGCCAUGUGCCUGAUUCCACCCCGGACAAUUCUCAGGAGUUCCCUCUUUGGGGUGCCCAGUUAGCCUUCAAGAUGCCCACCCUGCUCCCAGAAAACGAGGCUCCCGACGAUGUUCAGACUCCAUCACUUCUAGCUCCCUGGUCUAGUUCCUGCUAGACCUUGCUUUAGAGUCAGACAGCACCCAGAUGGCUAGUAGUGAACUAGCCAGUUCCUUGCCUGUUCCUGGGCUGGAGCCACCUUCUGGGAAGUCCUCCAGAAGACAGCGUGGCACCCUGCCUCUCUGCUGCCCAGCUCCUCGUCCUCACUGCUAUCCAGCACCCCAGGGACUCAGCUGUCCAGUUCCGCACAGACUCAGCAGUUCAGUGUCAUGCAGCAGUCAUCUUUUGUCCCUGCUGGGCCACAGCAGUCAUCUCCUGUUCCUGCUCCGGUUGGGCCUCAACCAUCUCCUGUUCCUGCUGCCGCAAUCACUAGUUUCUGAGCUGCAGCAGCCUCCUGAACCUGUGUUGCAGCAACAUCUUGAUCCUGCUAAGCCUCAGCAGUCUUCUGUUUCCCUGGAUCCACCAGCUCUCAGCUCUGCAGUCCAGCCAUGUCGCCGGCCUCCAGAGGGGUAUCGCCUUCAUUGCUGGCCUCCUAAUAUGCUCUGCACGUCUGUUCAUCCUCCUGAGUGGCUCCAUCUACAUCGCCAGUAUCCAGGACGUCAUUCGGACCUGCUCGGCCCUUCAUUCCUGCCUCCUGGUCGCCCUCCAAAACUCAAAGAGACAGACAGUGUGUUGGUGGUUAUCAUGUCUCAUGGGAAGCUGGGAGCUGUCCUCGGUGUCAACUGCAAAAAUGAGACAUCUGGUGAUGAGACACCAGAUGAGUUCCCCGUCAACAACAUUUACAAACACUUGGGCUCAGAGAAAUGUUCAGCACUGCUGAACAAACCCAAGAUCAUCAUCAUCCAGGCCUGCAGAGGAGGCCACUGAGACAAGAUUGGGUGUUGGUUAAUGAUAACUUUGUUUCGAUGCUUUACAUUAGUCUUACUAUGCUUUAUGAUGAACUAGUUGGUGAAUAGAUACAACUAUUGUGACAUACAUUGUUGAAAAGAGUUCUUGUCUGCCGUGAGGUCAGCUGAGGCCAGUGGAAAGUACAAUCAUUCAAGUAGUGUACAGUUUUUAGGUACCUGUACUUUACUUGUGUAUUUCCAUUUUUAUUACUUUUAUACCACUAAAUAUAUUGUAC